UGCUGCCAGGUGUGUUCUCAGAGUCUCAUGCAUGAGGUCCCAGUACGUCCCCAUUGAUAGCUGUCUCCAUCGCCAUACUCUGCCAUGUGCCACUUUUCAGGUCUCCUCACACUGCUGGUGUUUUCCAAUUUUUUGUCAUAGGGUGCUGGCAGAUUACGGGCCUCCCAUAGCUGCUAGCCAGGCCCCUAAUCUGCCAUGGGCCCCUAUACCGCCUCCUCAUGCAUGCUGCCAAGUCCAGAGUCCUCUCAUGGGUCCCUGUACGGCCUCCAUAUUAGAUUGCUGCUGUCUCCAUCGCCACACUCUGCCUAUGUGCCACUUUCAGGUCUCAAUCACACUGCUGGUGUAUUCCAUUUUU
Staurois parvus is the source of this 355-nucleotide messenger RNA. The record is from the annotation of a GenBank genome assembly. NCBI's taxonomy places the organism in Eukaryota, Metazoa, Chordata, Amphibia, Anura, Ranidae.